Molecule: messenger RNA, 633 nt
Organism: Parnassius apollo (apollo)
Lineage: Eukaryota; Metazoa; Arthropoda; Insecta; Lepidoptera; Papilionidae
Source: the annotation of a GenBank genome assembly
AUGGAGCGGGUGCUGGACCAGCAGAUACACGAGAGCAACGUUGCGCCAUUUCUGCAGCGCAUACGGGAAAUGGUUGGCGGAAGACUGCGUACUGGUAGAUUGCGGGUGAGACACAUACAUACUCUACGCGCCACGCCGCAGACGGCGGCCUCGACGCACUCGCACCGCAAGACCGCUGAUACCCUGAAUGGUAUAUCCAUUCACCAAAUCUUGAUCCGCAACAAAGGCAUCGCCGCGACGUCACCUUAUGAUCACAAAACCGAUAACGGACGCGUGUUUGGAACUCUCGGCCAGAAUGACGCCGGAUUGUUUGGUAAAGGUGGCUACGAACAUAACUUCUUCGACGAUGACCGCGGCAAGUUAGACGGGCAAGUUUACGGAACGCGAGUGCUCGGGCCUUACGGUGACUCAAGUCACCUGGGUGGUGCGCUCAACUGGCAAAAUCCUAAUGCAGCCGCGUCGCUCGAAGUGAGCAAACAAAUCCACGGUCCCGAUUCGAUAAUGGCAGGCGCUGGGGGUAGGUGGCCAGUUGGUAAAAAUGGUGACUUCUCACUGGAAGGAACGUACUAUGGGAAGACGUCUGGAUACAAGCCGGAGUACGGUGGCAGAGGCGUGUUUAACUACCGUUGGUGA